GUUUUCACCCUCAAAUACCUCCGUGUCUUUUCCAUUACGAUUGAAGAUUUUGGUGAAUUACAUCAAACUGAAAGGAAAAUACAUGUUCCAGGUUUCUUCUUUUUAAAAUCUACCGAACCAAUAUAAACACAAAUCGACUAGAAUCUAAUCUCUUCUUCGUUGACACCAUCAAAGUCAUUCUUUGACGAACAAAGACAAAGUUCCUAGAUUAAUUUAGAGAAGCAACAGAUUGGGAAUCAAAUCCAUAUUUGUUCAGCUCCACAAAACCCCUAAUUUUUUCAGUUCAUUAAUCCAAUUCAUUGUUGAUUCGAAGGGGAAAAAAUCACAUCAACUGUCACACAGAAUCACCCCAACGGCUAGUGAAGAAGUUGAAGAAGGGUUCCAAAGUUCUUGAUUAACUGGAAUGGACCUUCAAUUCAAGACUUUCCUUGAUGAUGAUAAUUACAACACGUUAUCAGCACGAAUCGCUCCCGACGCUCGACGGCCAAGCUACUGCUAUUCAACAACUAAAAUACAGGGAGUAUAGGUAGUUGUUGUUCCUUUGAAUACUUUUCUUAAAUGGAAAAUCUAACGAAACUCGAAUUCGCAGGUGUUGACAUCUCAGGAAAUAAUUAUAUUUCUUGGGCACUUGAUGCCGAGCUUCAUUUGGAAGCUAAAGGCCUCGGGCAUACUAUUACGGAAGGAAACAACGCGUCCAACCAGGACCGCGCUACGGCUCUAAUUUUCCUUCGCCAUCAUCUCCAUGAUGAUUUAAAAAGAGAAUAUUUGACAGUUAAAGAUCCAUUUACUUUAUGGAACUGUCUGAAAAAACGGGUUGACCACCUGAAGUUGGUCAUACUUCCAAAAGCUCGGAAUGAUUGGUUGAACUUGCGGCUGCAAAAUUUUCGAUCAGUGGCAGCUUAUAAUUAUGCUCUAUUUAAAAUUACCUCGACAUUAAAAUUGUGCGGGGAAAAUGUCACUGACGAACAAAUGUUAGAGAAAACAUUUACAACUUUUCAUGCCUCGAAUGUGCUCCUGCAGCAGCAAUAUCGAGAGCGUAAAUUUACAGAAUAUUCCGAGCUAAUUUCCUGUUUGUUGAUUGCAGAGCAGAAUAAUGAGCUUUUGUUGAGAAACCAUGAAGCUCGUCAUGUUGGUUCCGCAGCGGUGCCUGAAGCACAUGCUACUACGCAUUUUAGACGAGGAAAUAAUCAUGGUAACAAAGGCAAACAUGGAAAUGGUAAAGGAAACCAACGUGGGGGCCACAAAAAUGAACGAGGAAAGGGUGUCUGUUACCAGCCGUACCAACGGCCGCUAAAAAUUGCGGAACCAAAGGAACCGAAGCAAGAAAAGGGAAAGGGUUCUUCUAGUCAACCUCCUCAGAAAAGUGUUUGCUAUCGGUGUGGCUUAACUGAUCACUGGCAGCGUACCUGUCGUACGCCAGAACAUUUUGUUAGGCUCUAUCAGGCGUCCCUGAAGCGACCUGCCGAAAACAUAGUAACAAAUUUAAUUGAAGCCAGUGCCCCCAGUACCAGUGAUACCCAUUUGGAUGUAUCUGAUUAUAUCGUCGACCUUGAAAGUGGCGAGCCUAGUCAGUUUUCUUUUGAUGAGUUGUAGAACUGUUUCUUCCUUAUUCCCUGUAGUAUAUUUCCUUGUGUUUUUUGUAUGUUUUUUCUUUUCUUUUCUCUUGUUGUAAUUUUGGGUGUGUUCUUUUUGGUGAUGUAUACCACAUUUUUUGGUGUAAUAUAAGUGGACAUUUUGGUA
Papaver somniferum (opium poppy) is the source of this 1740-nucleotide messenger RNA. RefSeq lists its product as uncharacterized. NCBI's taxonomy places the organism in Eukaryota, Viridiplantae, Streptophyta, Magnoliopsida, Ranunculales, Papaveraceae. Gene Ontology annotation, molecular function: nucleic acid binding; zinc ion binding. The record is from RefSeq and is a predicted model, not a curated record. The transcript has 3 exons. The coding region runs from base 559 to 1593 and encodes 344 amino acids.